Molecule: messenger RNA, 870 nt
Organism: Aspergillus thermomutatus
Lineage: Eukaryota; Fungi; Ascomycota; Eurotiomycetes; Eurotiales; Aspergillaceae
Exons: 1
Coding region: 1-870 (289 amino acids)
Molecular function (GO): nucleic acid binding
Source: RefSeq, a predicted model, not a curated record
AUGGCAUCCGAAACCGCGAUCCCCCAUGUACAGAUGAUCGACUCGAUCGGUGAUCUGGAGAAAUUACUAAACGAGCUCGAUUACCAAUCGCAUCGACCCUCGUCUCUGUUCUUCGACGUGCAAGGAACAAAUCUUGGGCAAGACGGCUCGAUCUCAAUCAUCUCCCUCUUCGUACGACCUAUCAAAACGGUCUUUCUGAUUGACGUGCUUACACUGGGCGAGGACACAUUUACCACCACCAGUCUCGCAGACAACUCGCUUAAGCUCCUGCUCGAAUCUGGCGCCAUGGCAAAGGUCUUUUUCGACAUCGGAAACAUUUCUCAUGCGCUGUUCAACCGCCACGGGAUCCGCCUGAACGGUAUCAAAGACCUCCAGGUCAUGGAACUCGCGACGCGAUAUCCGCACUCCCAAGAGCAGGCUGCAAGCUGGGAGACGUGCGUUGAGAAGGACGCGCAUCCUCCCGCCAGGGUGCUCGCGCUGUGGAAGCAGGUGCACAGCUCCGUGAAUCGACUACGUGAUCCGGCAAAGGGAGGAAGCGACGCCGUGUUCAAUGAGCGACCCCUCAGACGGGAAAUCUUCGAAUACUCCUUGCAAAACGUUCUGAUUCUGCCCCGGCUGUGGGAGGUCUACUGCGAGACGCUUUGCAGACCGAAGAAUGGCUUCUGGCGGAGUAUGGUGGCUCAGACGGUCCGGGACAGGAUCAGAGAAUCGACGAUUCCUGCUAGCGCACGUCGAGCUGAUACCGGGGAUUGGGGUUGGAGUAGGGAGUUUAUUGAAACUAGCAUAGCAGGAUGGAACCAGGACGUAUAUCUUCAGCUUGAGGGAGUUCCUAUGGUGGACCCCCGCUGGCUCGAUCCCAACUAUUUCUGA